This is a messenger RNA of Maniola jurtina (meadow brown), 2122 nucleotides long. Its product is annotated as aromatic-L-amino-acid decarboxylase. NCBI's taxonomy places the organism in Eukaryota, Metazoa, Arthropoda, Insecta, Lepidoptera, Nymphalidae. The record is from RefSeq and is a predicted model, not a curated record. Gene Ontology annotation, biological process: amino acid metabolic process; serotonin biosynthetic process; catecholamine metabolic process. The transcript is spliced from 7 exons. Bases 143 to 1609 code for a protein of 488 amino acids. Gene Ontology annotation, molecular function: pyridoxal phosphate binding; aromatic-L-amino-acid decarboxylase activity.
CGCGGCGGUGGCGGGCAGUGAGCGUGAGAUAGUGGCCGGCGCCUGUUAUUUACUGCCAAGUGAACGGGCCUAUACAUAAUUCAGUGACGGUUUAAUACGUUAAGUGUUCCUUUCAAGAGAAAAAUAUAUUAUUUGGUCUAUCAUGUCGGAUCAAGACAUAUACUUAAAAUUUGAUGCAAUGGAAGCUAAGGAGUUCAAGGAAUUUUCGUCGGCAAUGACGAACUACAUCGCCGAAUAUUUAGAAAACAUACGCGACAGGCAAGUGGUGCCAUCAGUAAAACCAGGCUACCUGCGUCCAUUAGUACCGGAGCAAGCUCCCGAGAAGCCGGAGCCGUGGACGGCGGUGAUGGACGACAUUGAGCGCGUGAUCAUGUCCGGGGUCACCCACUGGCACUCGCCGCGCUUCCACGCCUACUUCCCUACCGCCAACUCGUAUCCGGCCAUCGUCGCUGACAUGCUCAGUGGGGCCAUUGCGUGCAUUGGAUUCACUUGGAUUGCCAGCCCUGCUUGUACCGAGCUGGAAGUUGUGAUGUUGGAUUGGCUGGGCCAGAUGCUAGGACUCCCGGAAGAGUUCCUUGCGCGCUCGGGCGGAGAGGCGGGCGGCGUGAUCCAGGGCACGGCCAGUGAGGCUACCCUGGUCGCACUUCUCGGAGCGAAGGCGCGCACAAUGCAAAGAGUUAAAGAACAACACCCUGAAUGGACUGAAGUUAAUAUUCUGUCGAAACUCGUGGGAUACUGUAAUAAGCAAGCCCAUUCGUCUGUAGAACGCGCUGGGCUUUUGGGUGGUGUGAAACUUCGCAGUCUGAAGCCGGACAACAAACGCCGUCUGCGAGGGGAAACCCUGAAAGAGGCUAUAGAAGAAGACAUUCGCAAUGGACUUAUACCUUUUUAUGUGGUGGCGACCCUAGGAACUACUUCUUCAUGCGCUUUCGACGCAUUAGAUGAAAUCGGCGAUGUUUGCAAAGAAAAGGACAUUUGGUUACACGUAGACGCCGCGUAUGCUGGAUCAGCAUUCAUUUGCCCAGAAUACCGCUACCUGAUGAAGGGUGUCGAAAAGGCGGACUCGUUCAAUUUUAACCCUCACAAAUGGAUGCUCGUUAACUUUGACUGUUCCGCUAUGUGGCUCAAACAACCCAGGUGGAUAGUGGACGCCUUCAACGUUGACCCGCUGUACUUGAAACACGACCAACAAGGCUCCGCUCCUGAUUACCGUCACUGGCAAAUUCCUCUCGGCCGACGUUUCCGCUCCCUCAAACUGUGGUUUGUUCUACGGUUAUAUGGCGUAGAGAAUCUCCAGAAACAUAUUCGCAAACAUAUCGCCCUAGCUCACCUUUUCGAAAAACUCUGUCUCGAUGAUGAGAGAUUUGAACUGUUUGAAGAAGUCUCUAUGGGUCUUGUGUGCUUCAGACUGAAAGGAAGCAAUGACAUUAAUGAAGCUCUGCUGAGACGCAUAAAUGGGCGCGGCAAGAUUCAUCUUGUGCCAUCGAAGGUCGACGAUGUUUAUUUCCUGAGGCUAGCGAUUUGUUCGCGUUACUCAGAAGAAAGCGACAUUCACGAGUCGUGGAAGGAAGUAAAAGCUUCGGCCGACGAAAUCCUUGCAGAAAACUAAAUUAUACUUGAGUACCUAGUUGUUCCUACCCUAAACAAAAAAUGUUUUUAGAGACCAAUAAAUAAUCUGAAUUUUGAAUAUAAGAAAAUAUAUACCUAUAGGUAUACUUAAAUAAAUAGGUGUACUUAAAUUAAUUAGGUGAUAGGUAUAGAUACCUUUAAAAGUCUCCAAUAAUGUUAUCAUACUAAUUAUUCUCAUGUAAUUUCCCAUAUUAACUAUGUAUAAUCUCAGAACUAUAGACAAACAAAAAACGUUUUUUCCAAUGUUUCAAACGGAACGGAAAUUCAAAGUUUCGUUCGCCAGUAAAGAAUUUUAUGUGGUUAGAUCGUUCAUAGAAUACCAGCUAAGUCUCGAAGUAGGGAGCUCUCAAAUAUUUGCAACAAGUAUUUAUGCUUACAUUUUAUUUUUAUAUUCUAAGAUGUUGAUCUGUGAUGUUGUGAUUAUUUAUUAUGUAAAUAUAUUUUUUAAUGUUUAUCUUAAAAUAUUUAAUAAAUAAAUGGCGUUAAAUAAAAC